GGGCGGACUGCUCUCCAUGUGGGGAUGUAUGGAAGGGGUGUUAAGGCCAACUGACGCUGAAGCUUUUCUGUUCAUUUUGUUCUGAGUCAUCGUCAGUCUUUGUGUGUCCAUACACAAGGCUUUUAUUUUCCACUCCUUCUCACGGAAAUUACUUUUCAAGUGUUUUCCUGGAUGACGAGGACGAAGGCUCUGUCAUUUAGUUACCAAUCCUCCAGCCUCCUCUUCAGCUGGGUGAACAGUCUAUAUACGACAGGGCAGUGUGAAUCACUGUGAGGAGCACCCGGUUUUACAUCAAGCCGGCAAAAUAUAUCCUACGUUUUCUACUGUUGCGUGGAAACCAAGGACUCCAGGGGACCGGAAAGAUUCAUCUUAAAAUAUCUUAAGUUUCUAGCUCAAUUUCCAAUACUCUUAUACGAACACCUGGAUGGAGUCCAUCUCUGGUCAAGCAGUUGGGUCCUCGUAUGCGUGGUAUCUUUGAACAGAUGCCAACUGCUGCCAAUUAGAUGAUGAUAAGAUCUUAUGAGUGUCAUCCCGCGUCCCAGAGAUCAUGGCGGCCGGAACCCACUCUCCCGGGGGACCCAAUGGGAUUAUCCGGAGCCAGUCCUUCGCCGGCUUCAGCACGCUACAGGAGCGACGCUCACGGUGUAACUCGUUCAUGGGGAACUCUGCAGUGCAGAAGAAGCCCACAUCCAAGCCGAAGAAGUCCCAUCUGUCAGGGCACAAGGCCAGCAGUGGCUCCAGAGAUCCACAGCCCAAGAGGGUGGAGGAGGUGUAUGGCACCCUGAAACAAGGCCUGGAUGAGUACCUUGAGGUGCACCAGACAGAGCUGGACAAGCUCACCUCCCUAAUGAAGGACAUGAAGAGGAACUCUCGACUGGUGAGACAGGAUGGAGUCCUGUACGAUCUUGACAAGCAAAUCAAAAGCAUCGAGAGGUAUAUGAGACGGCUGGAGUUUCACAUGAGCAAGGUGGAUGAGCUGUAUGAGGCCUUCUGUAUCCAGUGGCGGCUGAGGGAGGGAGCCAGUAAGAUGAAGCAGGCCUUCUCUGCCUCUCCCUCCACUAAGGCCACCAGAGAGAGCAUGUCUGAGGUCAACCGCAGAUACAAGGAGUACACAGAGAAUAUGAGUACUUUUGAGGGGGAGCUGGAGAACCUGUUGGGGGAGUUUCAUAUCAAAAUGAAAGGACUGGCUGGCUUUGCUCGUCUUUGUCCGGGAGACCAGUAUGAGAUCUUCAUGAGAUAUGGACGUCAGCGCUGGAAGCUGAAGGGCAAGAUCGAAGUGAACUCCAGACAGAGUUGGGAUGGAGAGGAGAUGGUCUUCAUGCCCCUCAUCUCUGACCUCAUCAACAUCAAGGUGACAGAGCUGAAGGGUCUGGCCACUCAUAUUCUGGUGGGCAGUGUGAUCUGUGAAACGAAGGACCUGUUCACCGCCAUGCCUCAGGUGGUGGCUGUGGAUGUCAAUGACCUGGGGACAAUCAAACUCAACCUGGAGGUCACAUGGUUCCCAUUCGACGUGGAGGACCUGACCCUGUCUUCGGGCAACGUGAGCAAAACCGCUGCCCUCCAGAGACGGGUGUCGAUCUACAGCCAGGGGACACCGGAGACGCCCACGUUCCAGGACCAGUCCUUCUUUUCCACACUCCCGGAUGACGUCUUUGAGAAUGGUGGUGGGUGUGGCAAUGCCGAGUGCAAGCGCCUCUCCUUCACAUUUACCGAUACCUCAGCCUCCUCCGCCAGCCUCGCCCCCGGCCAGACCAACCCCGAAAUCACUGUCACUCCCCCAGAGGCGGCCCCCAUGACCAAGCUGCCCUCCAGGGGAUGUGUAGUGGAGGAGGAAGAGGAGGGUGAGGAGGAGAGGGACAGUGGUGGCAGCGGCGGUAGCACAAGCGCAAGUCUCGUCAGCGAGGAGGCGGAGUCGGAAUGGGAGGAGGGUGCUGAGACUCGGCGCAGCGCAGGCUCCGUCUCACUCUGCUCGGAAAGCCGGACGUCUGCCGUCGCUCUGGAGGACGUAUUCCUGGACCACAGCGGGCCAGUCGGGAAUGGAGAUGAGAAUGACAGCUCUGAGCUGCUGAAGCCUGUGGAACUCGACACAGAGGAACCGGGCAGCUUGACCAGGCAGCUGGUGAGGAGGCUGACGUCGUCCGACAUUGUGCCCGAGGCAGGGGCUCUGAGCUGGGCUGGGGAGGGGAGCAGCCUGGAAGAGGCCCUGCAGAGCCUUCUGCUGAGGCUCGAGUCACUGGGACAACGCUGCAGAGAGCUGCACGACCUGGAACAGGAAGUUAUGCGCCUGGAGGACCUACUCAAGUGCCGUCUCCCGGGGCACCGUAGCCGGUCGUCCAGCCUGAGCCUGACAGUUGAGAGUGCCUUGGAGAGUUUUGACUUCCUCAACACUUCGGAUUUCGAUGACGAGGACACAGGCGAUGAUCAUACCUUGACUCACCCAGUGCUAUUGGACAUGGAGGCCGAGAGGAUUGGGGCUGUGGGCCAACACCCAGAGGCCAGGGGCCACCUGAGUGAGGCCCUGACAGAGGACACUGGGGUGGGAAACAGUGUGGCUGGCAGCCCCCUGCCACUCACCACCGGCAAUGAGAACCUAGACAUGGCCAUCAUCAUUCACCUGCAAUACUGUGACCAUCUAAUCCAGCGCCUGUCCAUUGGGGGGAGCCCUUGGUUGCGUACAGCUCAGCUCCAGAAGCUCUCAAAUCAAACUCAGCUGUUGGAGGAGCUGGGAGAGAUCAGCACUGAACGCCUUGGGAGCAUCACCAGCGCUGCUGACGUGCUCCCAGGACUGGCAGAGCGGCCUGCCCUGAUGUCUCUGUGGUCAGAGUGCAGUGGAUCUGGUGGCCUGUUCCAUACCACGCUGUACAGGGUACUGAAACACCUGCAGCACAGCUACGCCGGUUCACUGCAGGAGAGACUCCCACGGCCUGCAGCCGACACAGUGAUGAGGCUGGUGGUGAGCGAGAUGGUGGACAGGAGUGACCUGGCCUCCUCGUCCCCCUCGGCCCUGUCCCGGGACGCCGUCACCGUGUUCCAGUUCCACAGCUACGUCUCGGAGCACAGCGUGGAGGACAUGGAGGAACACCUGCUGCAGGUGGCUAGGGAGGCUAUGUUUGCGGAGGUCCUGAGCGGUGGCGAGUCCGACCGUUGUCUAACAGAACUAGAAGAGGUGUCACACGUCAGCCUGUGUCCCCGGCCACAGACUCUCAGGGCCCUGGCGGCCCUCCUCUCCCACGAAGACCCGCGACUCGGCGAGGCUGCAGCUGCCUACAUCACCUCCGCUGCCUCACACGCACCCUUCAGGUCAAAGGCGGUGGAGUGCUACACACAGGCCUUGUCAGAGGCAGGGGUUCAAACUCAGAAGUCUGCCUGCGCCGCCCUUAGCUGUCUGCAGGCUGUGGAAAGCCUCCGGGCUGUGGUGUCACUGUGUGACUCGGCCGAUGAGGAGCUUUGCCAUGUUGCCAUAGAAACCCUACUCUCCUUUGGUGAAGAGGGUCGGCUGGCGUAUGAACAGCUGGACACAGUCCCCAGGGAGUUGGUCCGACUGGGGACGAGACGAGGGAACGCUGUCACCACUGCCUUCUGAAAGAACAGGCCCCAACUAACCCGGAAGCUUCAUCACCCCAGGAAGGUGACAGACACCCCUAGAACCGCCUACCCCACCCUCCCCCUCUGAGCUUAUGCUUUGAGCCGUGCAGACAGGACAUGCAUUCCAGUGGACACAUGUUGGGGCCCAAGAAGAAGGGGCCCCGUCAAAGCAGAGUUAGAAUCCCGACUUGUGAUUAAGGGGCCUCACCUGUCAUCCUUAUCAACUGAAUCAUCUAAAUCCUCACUGUCUACUCUCUGGCAAGAAUUAUUAAGCCAUCACUCACAAGGCAUAGACAUUUACAACAUAUUUACUAUUGUUAUCAUCACGGUUGUUGGACAUUCAUGAUCAGUUAGGAUAUCACUAGAUAACUGCAAUUCAUUAUUUGUUCUAGUAGGUGAUGUUUAUUAAACAACAGUUAUUUGCUCUUUUCAAAUCUGCACUGUGCUAGGCAUGUAAAUAUACUAGCACAACGUUACACUAUUGGUAAUAAUGUGUCACAUAUCAAACUGGAUUGAUUUGGUGUUUUGUUCCUCUGGUAUGAGCUGUGGAGUUUCAGGGAUUUUACAGGAAGUUUAAGCACGCUCUGUCACAGGGUGUCAUGGAAGAUCAUUAAGACGAUGAGCACACUUAAGAAGAUGAGCACACUCAAAUCGCUCAGGAGGUAGUCAUGUGAUGUUCACAGUUAAACAACAUGCACAGAGGACAGUUGUCCUACGGUAGUCAUCUGUAACGAAUGUUCUAACGCCAUCAACACAAACAACCUGAAGAGAGAAUCAUGUACUUGGCCUGCCUAACAAACUGUUCUAAGUUCUCAACCGACACAUGCCUGGGAUCUUGCAUGGAGAGUUUGAUUGAAUGUCUUCUUGCUGGGAACUAUUUGAGCCACUGGAAAGGAUGGACAGGAUGGACGUCGUUGGAUGCAGGUUGGGCCCUGUGUUACCAUUAAUACAUGUACUUCUUUUUCGUCCAGUUGCUACCCAUGCAGUCUAGAAUUUGUGAGUUAGGGAUAGUGGGUCCAUGUCCGUGAGAAAUCAGAAUGCACUUUGUCCUUAACUGUACAGAGCAGAACCAAGGGGUUGUCUGCGAUGGUUUGGUGAUCAGCAAGGAAUGAAGCUAUACCGCUUGUCUAGCUUCUUAUGCCUUUAGUUUCUAUACUACUGAGUCAGGUCUUUCUUUGCCAUGACAAAAGGUUUAUUUCCUGACUUAUUCUCCAUUGUAUUUAUUUUUUUUACACAUCACAUUAGUGACUGUAAUAUUCUUUCAUUUGCAAAGUGGGUAGAUACUAUUUCACAUGUAAAAUAACUGUACAUUUGUUUUAAAUCUUUCACUUGUUUGAUAUUUGAAAUAUUAAAGGCCUCGAAUUCAUAAUUACCUUGGGACUGAUCUUGCUUAUAACAUUGUAUUUGAAAUUAGAAUUUUAGAAAUUUUAAAUUUGUGUGUUGAUUAAUUAUAUACAUUGAUAUUUUGAAAAGGACUAUUUCAUCGAUAGUGUCACCCCAAACAAACAGGAAAAUAAGUGACUUAACCAAAGUAGGCCAAAGCCUGAAAUAAAAAAUAAGAAUGUAUUCUGAAUUUAUUAGCAUCCUCAGCCCCUACACCCUGACUCUCCUGAAAAGCACAACAAUAUUUAUCAGCUUUAUCUGAAUUAUCAUCUCAAUGUUGUGACUUCACUUGGGUUCUAAGAACUGCACACUGUUCUAAAGCCAUAAUGAUACAAAGUGUAUUUCAGGCAGUCAUUUUUUGUGAAUAUUGUAUUUUCUCUUUUGUACAUUUAAUAUGUAAUUGUGUGAAAGUUAUUACUAAAAAACUUAAAUGGCUUUUAGUCAAAGUUUGGACUUGUGUUCGCUGAACUUGGUCGUUAUUGCAAGUACCAAUGCCGGUUUCUCCCAUAAUGUGAAUAGUAUUACAGUAUUUUGGUAUGAGGAUACUUGUGAUUUCAAGAAUAUAACAGUUACAUCCUUGGUUGUUUCCAUGAGGGAGCUGCUUUCUUUGUACUAAAAGUGACCAGUGUUAUGUUGAUAUGUUGCUUCUAUUCAACUCAUAAUUUAACAUUUAGUUAAUAUCUUCAUAUUUGUGAAUCUUGGACUUUAGCCGGAAAAAUGCCGUAAGGUCAUGUUACUUUGCUUCAGUACUGACUGCAUUACAUGUUCUGCUUCUAUUGGUUUACAGUUUUUCCCUUGCUCUAUGAAAGUGGCAAUAAAGUUUAUUUUUUCAUA
This is a messenger RNA of Esox lucius (northern pike), 5802 nucleotides long. It is a transcript of the gene ripor2, whose product is annotated as RHO family interacting cell polarization regulator 2. The coding region runs from base 548 to 3583 and encodes 1011 amino acids. Lineage: Eukaryota; Metazoa; Chordata; Actinopteri; Esociformes; Esocidae. The record is from RefSeq and is a predicted model, not a curated record. The transcript has 23 exons.